AUGGUAGCGCAUGAUAAUACAAUUGAUCACAACAUUGUUGUGAUUAAAAGGUUGAGGAUCCAUGCAGGUAGCCGGCAGUAUGGACUACUUCGCAAGGUCUCCGAAGAGAAGCCACCAAAUAUUGUCCGUCUUAUAGAUGUUUUUACAGAUAACCCAUCGAUACACUUGGCCUAUGAGUCCCUCGAAACAUCGUUGCAUCAGGUUCAAGCUACCUGCCACCAAGAUAUCACAGAAAUUGAGCUGGCAAUUAUAGCGAAAGAGGUACUCCAUGGGCUUCGGUAUAUCCAUAGCGAGCUGCAAGUUGCGUAUGGACAACUUUGUCCUAGAAAUGUUCUACUCUCGUACUACACAUGUGACGUUAAAUUGGCAAACAUUGCUGAAUCCAUCAUGAAGCCCCCAACACAAAAUUUCACGGACGAUCUGAAGACUGUUGGAACUCUCCUGGUACGACUUAAGGAACCUGGUACCUUUCGACGCAACCCAGAAAACCUGGCACUGGAGAAUGGGUGUGAUAUCAGUGAUUACUGUAAGAGUUUUAUUUCCCAAACUGCUACUCUCAGCUUAAAAGAUUUGAUUAAUCACGAAUUUCUACUUAAGUCCCCGGGUAUUGGUCGACUCAGGAUAUUUAUCUAUCGAGCGAUGGCUUGUGCAGCUAGGUUUUCUUCGACAUACAGUAAACUCUCGGAGUAG
Messenger RNA from Aspergillus pseudonomiae, 690 nucleotides. Its product is annotated as kinase-like domain-containing protein. Gene Ontology annotation, biological process: protein phosphorylation. NCBI's taxonomy places the organism in Eukaryota, Fungi, Ascomycota, Eurotiomycetes, Eurotiales, Aspergillaceae. Gene Ontology annotation, molecular function: ATP binding; protein kinase activity. The record is from RefSeq and is a predicted model, not a curated record. The coding region runs from base 1 to 690 and encodes 229 amino acids. The transcript is spliced from 4 exons.